GUACUUCGCAAUUUAUCUCCAGCAUUGGCUGUGUUCGAGAAUGUGCGUGCUGCAGCAGAGUUUUCAUACCCAAAGGAUGCCCCUCCUGUGCAACCACCUGUGAAGACAGUGGAGCAAGACGUUUUGGAAUUGGGCUAUCAUUUCGUCUAUGACAUUCUAGAUUCACCAGACUUUUUGCUUCCACAACGAAGACAGCGGGUGUGGGGCAUUGCUUCGAUCAUCACUGGGCACCAAAGCCAGAAAGAGAUUCAAGAUGAGUACAAGCUGCUCCUGGCUUCAAUGAGAAGCAAUAUGCAGUUUCCUAUGGAGUUGAACUUUCCACACGCACCGACACAGGCAUUGCAAGCUGGCCGCCACACAAAGCUCAUGCAGAAGGCUCAGGCAGUGACCCUUGCAUCCUUGGUUUGUUGCCGCGGUGCCUGGCAAACAGCUGGAACCAGUUGUGAGUCUGAGAAGCCCAUUCUCCGCCGCUUGAAGCGGAAGCAGCCGGCCCCAGAGUAUGGA
Molecule: messenger RNA, 504 nt
Organism: Durusdinium trenchii
Lineage: Eukaryota; Dinophyceae; Suessiales; Symbiodiniaceae
Source: the annotation of a GenBank genome assembly